Molecule: messenger RNA, 1332 nt
Organism: Aspergillus melleus
Lineage: Eukaryota; Fungi; Ascomycota; Eurotiomycetes; Eurotiales; Aspergillaceae
Product: pyridoxal phosphate-dependent aminotransferase
Exons: 1
Coding region: 1-1332 (443 amino acids)
Biological process (GO): biosynthetic process; amino acid metabolic process
Molecular function (GO): pyridoxal phosphate binding; transaminase activity
Source: RefSeq, a predicted model, not a curated record
AUGGAUGGCCACAACACCCAUCUCAUGGCCUCCAGCCGCGGCCAAAGGGUGGCGAUCGCUGAAUCCAAAAGUCCCAUGUCGGCUAUCUUCGCCAAUCUAUACGAUAAGGAUUCCAACCCCGGCGGGCUAUACAAUGUUGGAGUCGCAGAAAACGUGCUGAUGCACGAUAUUCUCCUGGAAUAUAUCACCAAGCAACAACCAGACCUACCAGCCCGAUACUUGACCUACAAUCAAGGCGGCGGAGGCUCAAUGCGAUUAAAGGCCGCCAUCGGCCGUUUCUUGACAAGACAUUUCCACCCUGUGACGCCCAUCCAACCGGACCAUGUAGUCGUGACAAAUGGACUGGCCGCUGCGCUUGAACACCUUUCAUGGGCGCUUGCCGAUCCGGGCGACGGUAUCCUUCUGGGGAGACCUUACUACGGCGCGUUCAUCCCAGACCUGUCCCUACGAUCAGCCACGGAGGUGGUAGAAGUCGCCUUUGAUGGAUGUGACCCGCUGGGAGCUUCUGCCGCUCAGAAAUACGAGCAGGCGCUACUAGACUUUCAGCAUCGGACUGGAAAACAGGUCCGGAUCUUGGUUCUCUGCCAUCCUCAUAAUCCCCUGGGCCGGUGCUAUCCCCGGGACACGAUCAUUCAAUUAAUGCGGCUAUGCCAGAAAUACGGGGUUCAUCUAGUCAGCGAUGAGAUAUACGGGCUUUCCACGUGGCAAAAUCACAUCGACGACGACACCAAUAGGCCCCCACCCGUUGAAUUCGAAUCUGUUCUCUCAAUCGACACGACCGAUCUCAUCGACAACCGUCUCGUGCACUGCCUCUGGGGACUAAGCAAGGACUUUGGCGCCAACGGGCUCCGUAUCGGCGCAAUCAUCUCCCAAACAAACCGAACCCUUCACGCAAUCCUAUCAGGGACAUCACCGUACUCGUACGUCUCCGGACUAUCAGACCACGUAGCAGCCAGUCUUCUCGAAGACGACGCCUUCACAGCACAAUAUCUGCAUGAGAAUCGCCAGCGAAUUGCAACGUCCUUCCAUUUCGCCGCCCGGUACCUCAAGGACCGCGACAUCGAAUACGCCACGGGCUGCAACGCCGGCUUUUUCUUGUGGAUGAAUCUAGGCAAGAAGUACCUCGAGGUUCAUCCAGACCGUCUCGCCGAGCUGACGGGGGAUGCACUCACCGAGGAAAUCAUGCGGCUGCUGGUGAGCAAGAAGGUCUUCCUUGCGAGUGGACUGGCGUUCGGCUCGGAGCAGCCCGGGUGGUUUCGAAUUGUGGUUUCGCAUCCGGUGGACUUUCUUCAGGAGGCGCUUCGACGCGUUGAAGCUGCGGUAUGCGAGUAG